Molecule: messenger RNA, 1788 nt
Organism: Vitis riparia (riverbank grape)
Lineage: Eukaryota; Viridiplantae; Streptophyta; Magnoliopsida; Vitales; Vitaceae
Exons: 2
Coding region: 16-1023 (335 amino acids)
Source: RefSeq, a predicted model, not a curated record
GAGAUCGGUAUAAAUAUGGGCGUUUGGGUGAGGGCAAAAGUUUACCUUAUCACAAAAAAAAGGAGCGGUCCACAAGCUUCUUCCAACUGUGGCUUUUCAAUUCCGUGUCCAAACAGUCCUACUGGUGCGAGCGUCAUCGUCUUCAUGGCUUCUCCCGAGAGGAUGAGAAAUCAAAGCUUUUUUUCGCAUGACGAUGACUGUGAUGAUACUGAUGAUGGGUAUGUAUAUGGGUAUGGAUGUGGGUAUGAACAGCUGCAACAUCCUCACAACUUGUCUAGGCUCUCUAUGUGCAAUUUGAAUUCCAUGUCGCUUGAUGAAGACGAUGAUGACGCUAAUGGGGUUGGGACGAGCAUGAUGUUGAUUGAGAGCUCGGACGGAGACGCCGACGAGGAACUGUCUGAUGAUAAGGAGGGGAAGGAAGCACUGGGUGGCCUGUUGUCGGACUCAGACAAGGAACCGGGGUGUUACUCGCUGCCGGCGACGCCGCCGCGGAGGAGGAACCGAGGCGGUUUGUUGAAGGUGGUAGGGGUGAAAGAGUACGCGAGCGAGAACGAAGCUCAGAAGAGUAGUUUGAAACAUAGAAUGAAGAGGAGGAGGGCGAAGGUGGUGAGGGAGAAGCGGGAGGAGAUGACUUGGGAUAAUAGGAAGAAGAAAGAGGAGGAGGGCUACGGCAGCGUCCCCUGCGGUGGAGGCGGAUUCACCAGCUUUAGUGGAGAGAGCGAGGGAGCUGGCUUGGUGGUGAUAACAAGGCCAAAAGGAGGGAGAAGAUCGCUGUGUAUGGACUUGGAGGAAGUGAAAGCCUGUAGAGAUCUGGGGUUCGAGUUGGAACACGAACGCAUGCUGGAGAUACCUACUCGAAUCUCCAUCUCCGGAUCAACCCUCGAGACCAGCAGUGGUGGCAACUCCCCCAUCGCUUCCUGGCGUAUCUCCAGCCCUGGUGACGACCCACGAGACGUGAAGGCCCGGCUCAAGGUAUGGGCACAGGCGGUGGCGCUGGCAUCCACCUCCCGCCACAGCAGCUAGCUAACCCAGUUACAGUUUUCAUUCUAAUGCUUUACUUUUUGUUGUCCCGAUUGUAAAUUUUUUCCCCUUUUUUGCUUCUGUGGGGGGUGAAAGAGGGAAUUUGCGUCUGCAUUGCUUCUUGAUUUCCAUUUCUGAAAGAAGAGAGCCCAUUGAAGGGCUUCUUCUGUAUGUUUUUUUUCCCUUUUUUUCUUUGGGAUCCUCUUUACUUCCCUGCUGUAAAUAUUCCGCCAUGGAUGGAGGAAGAGUACAUGAGCAUAAACUUCAGAAAAGGAAAAAAAAAAAAAAAAAAAAAAAAAGAGAGAGUUUGUAAAUAUGAUUCUGGAUAUUCUGCAUAUACCCCACUCCCCUGCAUCUGUGUAGAUUAGUGGAGAGGUUUUUUUAACAUUUUACAGCAACAUGAAAGGAAUGGUUAGUAGUUAGUAGUUCCAAAAUGCCAUGCAUAGGAGUUCUUCGACAAAAUCAUUUCACUGAAUUCCCCACUUACAGAAGCCUGCAAAACCAUGGGAUCCGCGUUCAAAAAGUAUAAAGUUCACGACACAUAAUUUUCCAUGUGAACCUUUGGAGGUAAAUGAUAAUGGGAAAAGCUGCCCACCCUGCAGCUAAAGGACCCCUUUAUUACUUUGGUGACGUCCCACAGCAUUCCCUUUCUAGUUUCUAAUCUAGUACCAUUCUUCUCUUUUUUUUUCUUUUUUUUUUUAUUUCUUUCAUAUGUCACGACUCACCAGACAGCAUGGACAUCAAUUGGAACACGGUUUGAUAUUUUUC